AUGGGAGCCCAGCAAUCUACGACUGAAGCUGACAAUGACCUCAACACCGAGGAUCAGAUUCUCAACAAGUAUCAGAAACAAACUCUCAAGUGCUCCUGGCGUCACAUGAGCAAAGGAGGUGAGAGCAGUUGUGGAGCAACUAUUAUGCGUAGGUUCCUUAAUAAGGAUGAAAACCUGAAGGCAGUUUUUCAAACAUCAGCUUUAAUUUCUGAAAGCAAUAGCCAUCAUGAUACAAACAAACAUCGUGAAGAUAUAGUUCAAUUACUUCAUACAGUAAUUUCAAAUAUGGAUAGUCCUUCUCAGAUAUCAGAAAUAUGUAUGAAAAUCGGCAGAGAUCACCAUAAAUACAAAAGAAUGGGUUUGAAAAUCGACCAUUGGGAUUAUUUCGGAGAGUCAAUAACUGAAACUAUCAGAGAAUACGACGGCUGGAAGAAGCAUAGAGAAAGUUUGAGAGCUGCUAAUGUUUUAGUCUCCUUCAUGAUAGAUCGUAUGAGAGCCGGGUUUAGCCAGAGCGAUGCACGCACUAAUCUCACUAGAACUAAAAGUGCUAGAGAUCGACAUACUACAACUGGCAAAGGAGGAUCGAAAAAGAAGUUAGAAAGAAAUCAGAGCUGUCCUAUUAAAGGAGAUCGCAAGAAAGUUGAAGACGGACAGAAUAAGGCAAGAAGAGUAUUGCCCAUCCCACCGCAAUGA
Messenger RNA from Auanema sp. JU1783, 693 nucleotides. The record is from the annotation of a GenBank genome assembly. NCBI's taxonomy places the organism in Eukaryota, Metazoa, Nematoda, Chromadorea, Rhabditida, Rhabditidae.